AUGGCACCUGCCAUUUCGGUGGCCGUUAGCAAUGUCAUUUGCAGCAUUAUGAUGUCGGUACGUUUCUCCAUUGAUGAUCCCAAAUUCAGGCGUUUUAAUUUUCUCAUCGAAGAAGGCAUGCGUUUGUUUGGUGAAAUCCAUACAGUAGAUUAUAUACCCACUGUGCAAUAUUUCCCCAGCAUAUUGACCGCCAAAAAUAAAAUCGCCAAAAAUCGAGAAGAAAUGCAGAAAUUCUAUCAAGAUGUCAUAGAUGAUCAUAAAAAAACAUUUGAUGGCUCCAAUAUUAGAGAUUUGGUAGACUUUUAUUUGGCUGAAAUUGAAAAGGCUAAACAAGAGGGCAGAGAUGAGGAAUUGUUCGAUGGCAAAAAUCAUGAGGAACAAAUUGUGCAGGUGAUAAUUGACUUGUUCUCAGCUGGCAUGGAAACCAUUAAGACCACUUUGUUAUGGAUUAACGUUUUCAUGUUGCGCAACCCUGAAGCUAUGAAACGCGUACAAGAUGAAUUAGAUCAAGUUGUAGGCCGCCACAGAUUACCCUCCAUUGAGGACUUGCAAUAUUUACCAAUUACCGAAUCGACCAUUUUGGAAUCUAUGAGACGUUCCAGCAUUGUUCCCUUGGCCACCACUCACUCACCCACAAGCCCCCUAACACCCAGAUAG
This is a messenger RNA of Lucilia cuprina (Australian sheep blowfly), 657 nucleotides long. It is a transcript of the gene Cyp18a1, whose product is annotated as cytochrome P450 18a1. The record is from RefSeq and is a predicted model, not a curated record. NCBI's taxonomy places the organism in Eukaryota, Metazoa, Arthropoda, Insecta, Diptera, Calliphoridae. Bases 1 to 657 code for a protein of 218 amino acids. The transcript is spliced from 3 exons. Gene Ontology annotation, cellular component: intracellular membrane-bounded organelle; cytoplasm. Gene Ontology annotation, biological process: xenobiotic metabolic process. Gene Ontology annotation, molecular function: heme binding; iron ion binding; oxidoreductase activity, acting on paired donors, with incorporation or reduction of molecular oxygen, reduced flavin or flavoprotein as one donor, and incorporation of one atom of oxygen.